CGUGUCACUGAAUUUUGAGUCGCUUGACUUGCUGUAGUUGCCGGUUACUGGAGGUCAUGUAGAGAAAAUUCGAAAAAGCGUGUAACUGACAUUGUAUUAUAGGAAAAUGUCUCACGAACUUGUUUUUAAGUAUUAUUACUGAUGAUAAACGAAUUCGUAGUUUAGAAGGAACCAGCAGAUCUCGGGUAAGAGGCAGAGAAAAGUGUGCGUCCGGCUUGUCCUACGUGCGCGCGGGCCCGACAUUAGUGCUGGAGGAGGACGAAGACUGCGACUAAAUGAAAGAAUAAAGGCCGCCGUUUGUGCAGACAAGAGAGAACGCAAACAUGAGGAAGGACGUCAGGAUUUUACUCGUAGGGGAACCUAAAGUGGGGAAGACAUCUCUGAUCAUGUCGCUGGUCAGUGAGGAGUUUCCUGAAGAGGUUCCGCUGCGAGCUGAAGAGAUCACCAUACCAGCAGAUGUGACCCCAGAGAGGGUACCCACACACAUUGUGGACUACUCUGAGGCAGAACAAUCAGAAGAGCAGCUGUAUCAAGAAAUAUCCAAGGCAAAUGUUAUCUGCAUAGUUUACUCAGUCAACAACAAGAAGUCCAUUGAGAAGGUGACAAGUCAUUGGAUUCCUCUAAUAAAUGACAGAAUGGACAAAGAUAGCAGGGUGCCAUUAAUCCUUGUGGGGAACAAGUCAGACUUGGUUGAACACAGCAGCAUGGAAACCAUCCUGCCCAUCAUGAAUCAGUACCAGGACAUUGAGACCUGUGUAGAAUGCUCUGCCAAAAACCUGAAGAACAUUUCUGAGCUGUUCUACUACGCCCAGAAGGCUGUUCUCCACCCUACAGGACCUCUGUACUGCCCGGAAGCAAAGGAGCUGAAGCCUUCUUGCAUCAAGGCUUUAAGUAGAAUCUUUAAAGUGUCUGACCUAGACAACGAUGGCAUCCUUAAUGACAACGAACUCAACUUCUUCCAGAAAACAUGUUUCAAUACACCACUGGCACCUCAGGCCUUGGAGGAUGUGAAGAAUGUGGUCAGGAAGAACAUGACUGAUGGAGUCAAGAACGACGGGCUUACACUCAAAGGUUUCUUGUUUCUGCACACCCUUUUCAUCCAGCGAGGUCGACAUGAGACCACCUGGACUGUGCUGAGAAGGUUUGGUUAUGAUGAUGACCUGGAGCUUACGCAGGACUACCUGUUUCCCAUGAUAAAGAUCCCUGCAGAUUGCACCACAGAACUUAAUCACAACGCUUACCUCUUCGUACAGAGUGUCUUUGACAAGCAUGACAAAGACAGAGAUUGUGCACUCUCACCAGAUGAGGUGAAGGACUUGUUCAAAGUGUUUCCAUACAUGCCAUGGGGUCCGGACGUCAACAACACAGUGUGUACUAACGAUAAAGGAUGGAUCACAUACCAGGGAUACCUUUCCCAGUGGACGUUAACAACAUACCUGGAUGUACAGCGCAGUUUGGAGUAUUUGGGUUACCUGGGCUACUCUAUAAUCUGUGAACAAGACUCUCAGGCUGCUGCAAUCACAGUGACACGUAACAAGCGUAUUGACCUGCAGAAGAAACAGACCCAGCGGAGCGUCUUCCGUUGCAAUGUGCUCGGCACUCGGGGCAGCGGGAAGACCAGCUUCCUCCAAGCUUUUCUGGGCAGGAAUCUGCAGCGACAGAGGAGGAUUAGAGAAGACCACAAGUCCUUCUAUGCCAUCAGCACGACCUAUGUAUAUGGUCAGGAGAAGUAUCUACUCCUCCAUGAAGUGAUGCCAGAUCUUGAAUUCCUGUCAGAGGGUGACUUGGCUUGCGAUGUGGUCUGCCUGGUGUAUGAUGUCAACAGUCCGCACUCCUUUGAAUACUGUGCCAAAGUGUACAAGCAAUACUUAAUAGACAGCAAGACUCCAUGUGUGAUAAUUGCUGCCAAAUCAGACCUGCACGAAGUACGGCAGGACUACAGCCCAUCACCGCAUGAGUUCUGUCGUAAGCACAAGCUGCACCCGCCACAGCCUUUCACGUGCAACACGAUUGACACGCCCAGCAGAGACAUCUACACUCGACUUACCUCUAUGGCCAUGUACCCCCACGCCCGUCUCUGCUGCAUUUGUGCCUGCAACAGGUGCACCUAUUGCCUGUGUCAGAACCUCCUCAAGUUGGAGCUGCUGCGCAGUAUAAAGGCCCAACUCCGCAGGGUCGUUUUCAGCAGGCACAUGGCCCAGGCAGACCUGAAGAACUCCACCUUCUGGCUGAGGGCGAGUGUCGGUGCCACUGUCUUUGCUGUGUUGGGCUUCGCCAUGUACAGAGCACUUCUCAAGCAGCGGUGAUCAAACAGGUGAAAGGGUGAGGACAGGUGCUUCUCUUUCGGCCCUCUGCAUUGGCUCCGCCCCCUCCCGCUUACCUGAGAGACUGAAAACGCUGUUUGAACAGCCUAAACCCCGCCUCAUCCACAUGUAUCCCAUGCAAUACAGAAACAGGCGACGAUAUCGGACUUUUAUAUUCAUAUACAUUUAAAAGCAAUUUUGUGGUUCAGGUGUUUUGCAGGACAAAGGGGGUUGUCCUUGUUAGCCCAGCUCCUCCCCCCCCCCUUUUUUGGGGGGGGGGUCUGGGGUCAGUAUUAUUUGUUAGCUUGAGACCAGAGAGAAGUCACCAUGUAAAUCAGUUCAGAUUUUAGGAUUUGACCACAGGGCGACAACAUAAAGUCAACUUCAUCACACUGUCUGGGUCUUUCUAUCCUUCUCAUGGAAAUUGUGCACUUGUUUUAUGUUCUGUAUUAAUUUAUUAACCUCUAUGUUGACUGUUUUUUCAUAGUAAGACAUGUAUUUUUGUAUUUGGUUUGGUCAAAGCUGCACUCUAAAAAAUGAAAUGUUCCACAAAACCUGUCUGUUUAAAUGUGAAACAUUUUCUUUUUUCCCCAUUUAAACAACCAAGUUUGGAGCUAGUAGACAUAACGAGAUAAAGUAAAUAUAACAUUUUAUUUUUAGUGUGUCUUGCUGUUCCAUGAAUGUUUUUAUUUUCAUAUAAAGCCUUGAACCUCUCUA
Thalassophryne amazonica is the source of this 3020-nucleotide messenger RNA. It is a transcript of the gene rhot1a, whose product is annotated as ras homolog family member T1a. The record is from RefSeq and is a predicted model, not a curated record. The transcript has 20 exons. Bases 324 to 2306 code for a protein of 660 amino acids. Gene Ontology annotation, biological process: mitochondrion organization; small GTPase-mediated signal transduction. Gene Ontology annotation, molecular function: GTP binding; GTPase activity; calcium ion binding. Gene Ontology annotation, cellular component: mitochondrial outer membrane. NCBI's taxonomy places the organism in Eukaryota, Metazoa, Chordata, Actinopteri, Batrachoidiformes, Batrachoididae.